Molecule: messenger RNA, 3814 nt
Organism: Anneissia japonica
Lineage: Eukaryota; Metazoa; Echinodermata; Crinoidea; Comatulida; Comatulidae
Product: heparan sulfate glucosamine 3-O-sulfotransferase 5-like
Exons: 2
Coding region: 180-1259 (359 amino acids)
Molecular function (GO): [heparan sulfate]-glucosamine 3-sulfotransferase activity
Source: RefSeq, a predicted model, not a curated record
UACUAGUGAAGAGGUUUUAUUCCACUGCUAAGCACGACCUUACUCUUGCUAAAACCCAUGACUCUUGAUUAGUGUAGUUACUAUUAUUUUAUCAUAAAUUUUCUCUGAAUGGAAUUUAUAUUCUACCUGAAUCCAUGUUUAAUGAUAAAUUAAACACACUUUUAUAGAAUCAGCUUUUGAUGAUAACAAUGAAGGUGGCAAGUAUUCUGGCAAGAAAAGCGAGUACGUUAUUUGUUAUCUUGGUGACGGUUGUAUUGCUGGGAAUAGUAUACUAUAGGUCCUCACCUAAUAUAAGACUACGGAACGAUGUAGAAUCUGAACAAUCUGAGCCUUCAUCAAAUGAAGGCUUUUGUAAAUAUUGCUACACUUCUGGAUUCGGGACGCCAAGGAAAGCACUGCCAAGAAAACAGUUGCGCCAAAGUGGAUGUGAACAACGGUUGCCAGAUGCGUUAAUAAUAGGCGUGAAGAAAUGUGGAACAGGAACCCUGACACACUUCAUCAGUUUUCAUCCACAGAUAGCACCAGUGCGUGAGACACUGCAUUACUUUGUUACUGAUUAUUUCAAAGGAUUAGAUUGGUAUAAAUCGCAAAUGCCAUAUGCUUUACGAAAUCAGACAGUGCUAGACAAAUCACCUGGUUAUAUAUCUCCACAAACCUGCGAUAAAAUCAGAAAGGAUUUACCUUCGGAUGUGCGUAUAAUUGCUAUAUUACGUGAUCCAGUCGCACGUGCUGUAUCCGACUUUGUUCACAUACAUGCUGUCCUAGAGAAUGCUAAAAAGAGCGGGUCUGGUGCCUAUGAAAAAGACGUCGCAAGCCUAGGGAAAGGUUAUGACCUCGUCAGCUCUCUUGAAGAUUCUCUAAUAGAUGCCAAUGGAAAUGUAAGAAUUGAAAAUGGUAUAAUAACAAAGGGAAUAUACGUAAACAAGUUACGGUACUGGUUUAAACAAUACCCAAGAGAUCAAAUACUUCUUAUUGAUGGAAAUGAUUUAAAUAAAAAUCCAUACAAAGUUAUGCAAACCAUGGAGAAAUUUCUUGGACUGCAAACAUAUUUUACCGAAAAACAUUUUUACUUCAACCCAGUAAAACGUUUCUAUUGUUUAGCUCGUCCAAUUAAUGAGUGUAUGGUUGAAAGUAAGGGUCGGUCACACCCUGUAUUGUCACAAAAUAUUACUAACAAAUUACAGGAUUUCUUCAAACCAUUUGAUAGGAAGCUUGAGGAGCUAACAGGCCAGAAGUUUUCAUGGGUGAGAAGAAAUUAAUUAGGAUUUAAUAUUUUUACAUUCGUCCAGACUACAACCAUAAUUGCUUAAUUAAGGAAAUUCAUCAUUUUUCUGAAUAGGUUGCUUGACUAGCUUGACACAAAUUUAUUUUAAUGUUCGUAAGUAUAUUUCACUUUUGAAAAAUAAAAACAUAAACAAAAUAUACUUGUAUCAGAGUUAAACACGUUUUCCGUAUAAUAAGACCUUCUGACAAAAGAGUGUUUGGUAGCCCUACCAAGUGGGAUAUGAGUCUGGACGGGAUUUUUGUUGUUAUUUAAAACGGCUUUGUCUGUCAAGGGCUAAAACAAUUCAUAAAGUCAAUUUCAUAUUUGAAUUGGUUAAUGUCUAUGUUUAUACCUCAACCAAGUCAGCCAAGUAUGAUAUGUAUUCACCACUGUCUGUUUGUUAGCAAGAUUACACAAUCAUAAACUUUAGUGAAGAUGUACACCAUAAUCUAAGAUUAAUUUUGAGAAGAAAAAGUCGAGGAGGUGUUGAAAAAUGUAUAACGACUUGUCCUGAAACAAUUGCUUUAGCCUAUUUUUCUAUGUCAUUGGUUUGACUAAUAUACGGAAUUACACCCCGCUCAAGUAAAUUUUGUAGAAAACGUGGGCUGGGAGAUUAUUUGGGAAAGUCUUUUGCACUUAAAAAAUGUAAUAAUUUAUAAGAUUUAAAAGCAUUAACUAGUAUUAAUUAAGUAUUAAUUUGACAUUAAUAUUUGAGCAAUGUUUUUUGAUAGUGGAGUUGAUUCUUCGAUGGUAAUUGUUGCGUUUUAGGGGAAUACAAGUUUGGGCGAUAGAUUUUUAUUCAGAUAAGUAUGUAUUAUUUUUUAUUAAUUAAUACAAUUUUAAAACAUUUUUUUUGAAAAAGUAAAUAAGCUUUCUUAAAACGUUAAGUACGAUUAAUCAGGGUAUGUAGAAGUCCGGGUUUAUAUCAGGGGCGGAUCCAGAGAUGUCCAAAGGGGGGGGGGGGGAAUUUGGGCCGAUCGAGACAACACUGAAAUAGGAGGUCCGGGGGCAUGCCCCCGCGAAAUUUCUGUGUUUUAGACGCCCAAAAAUAACAGUUGAGGCGUUCUGGGCUAUCGUUUUUUCUUUUUCUUUCUUUUUUUCUUUUUUUUACUUCUCAAAAGGUGGUGGGGGGGGGGACGGUAUGUUUUUAUGAUAAACUGAGACCAUUAUCAGACUAUUGCACUUCUUGGAGGGGAAAGUCCGGGAAAAUUGUCCGGAGUGGGUGGGGGAUAUGUCCAGUCCAGUGGGACCACCAGCCUGCUCCCGACCAUACUGUUAAAUAUUUAACAUAAUUUUUGCGCCCUCAUAAGUUGUUUUCUUGAUAUUUGUUUACGCCCUGUUGAGGUAGCCUCCUUUUUCUUGCGUGUGGGUUUUAAUUUAGUAGCAGGUUUCGCAUGGAACCAUGGAAGAAAAUAUUUUCUUCCUCCAUGAUCGAACGUAGUAUUUGAACGUUAUACGAGUUAAGUAAUAAUUGUAUCCAUAGACCUAAAUAGGCCCAUUUUAUAUCUAUAGGUUUGCUACGUUAUAUUUUGUGGAUCGCAAAUUUCACGAAUAUUGCGUAUGACGGUCAGCUAUUAAGUUCGUUUAGGGGGAUAUGUCCAACUGGACAACCAGCCUGCUCCCGACCAUAUUGUUAAAGAUUUAACAUAAUUGUAAGUUAUUGUUUUCUUGAUAUUUUUGUUUUCAUGAUUAUGGCGUCUGACGGUAGAUAAGUUUGGCUUUUUAGGGCAAAGUUUUAAACACUGUCCCGACUAUCAAAUUUUAUUUGACAGAAACAUGUGACAUGCAAAUAUGGCCAUGAUGACGUCACGUCAUGACUAUAAAUAGGCCUACGGUAUAUAGGCAUAUCAUGACUACAUAUUAUGGGCAUACGAAUGUUUUGUUUUUUUUUUGUAAAGGAAAAUUUGAUAGUGUAGACAAAGCAGAUUUAAAGCCAGGUCAGGUGUAGGACUAGAACAAGCUCGGCCAGUAUGGAACACAGUUUCGUAUGUUUUCAGUCAAUUCGAUUCAUUGAAUGACAAAUAAAUAUCCUGAUAAUUAUAGUAUUAUCUAUUAUUUAUUCAUUUAGGCACACAAUACAUGCACCAAGGAUUGUCAAUAGCGAAUAUAUCACUGUCCUACGUGUAGGUGACAAUUCCUUUUCACAAGAAAAACAUACACACACGAUGCUUUACAAUAUAUGAGGUUUAGGGAGUGGAGUUGUUUCAGUCGUAAGAAAAAAUCCUGUUACCGUGACAGGAUUUGAAUCUUGAGUACCAUAUUAUUGAUGCUUAAUGCUGUUGUAUUUAAGUUAGUUUCAACCGUAGAUGUAAAUAAGUUUUUAUCUUUCCAAAAUUAUUCUUCCUUAUGUAGAUCUCCCUUAUUUCAAUUGUUUGACGAUUCCUACAUUGGAAUUUUAAAGGUAUUUCUGCUAUAAUUUUUAUGUUUAAUUCUAAGAUUAUUUACAUGAUAUAUAAGAUUGCUUGUAUCUUAUUUUGACAUAGUUUCUAAGAUUUUAACCAUGUGAUUGCUAAAAUUGAUGAUAAUAUAAAUAACUUUAUUUAAAAACUA